CUGUGUCGUGUCAUUGAUGGUGCUUGGGUGUUACGGAAAGUGGUGUGAAUUUAAAAUUAUUUUUUCGUAACAGAUCAAAUUAUAUAUUUCUUACUAAAAGUUAAUACAUUUUAAAAGAAUUAUUGUGUGGAUCUUAUCGCUCGUUGAUAUAAAAUCUUUCACUGCUUCUAAACAGAUGAUGUCUAUGAGCCGGCUGUGAGGAGGUGCCUCAACGAUGCCGCCGCGACAAUGAAACACUACUCGAGUGGCCCCGCGACAGUCAAUGACUACUUUAUAAUGUACCUGGCCAAAUGGAAGCGCGCCGCUGUUGUCUUGCUCUUCGUUUGGAUUGUCGUCACCUACUUGGUUAUAUCUCCACUCAGAUGCAACGGAAACCAAGAUGAGGUAACAGAAUUCCAAGAAAGGUUGAAAAAGGUGUCUUCGCAGCUGGAGACCUUGAGGCAGCAACAUAGUAAUCUCAUAUCACAAAUUAAGAAGUCUUCUAGCCUCAAUGGUAACCUGAAGGAUAUAGACACAGGGUCCCUCUUCCUGGACGGGGGUCAGGGGCCAACAGAAGACUAUGAGAAUCUCAGAAGGAGGAUAUACUCCAAUACUAAGGAGCUAUGGUACUAUGUACACCAUGAGCUCACAAAAGUGAUACAAGAAGAUAAUAAGGCGGAGAAGAUACAGACAAUAUUGGACCAAAUUGGUGAAAGGAAAAGGUCUCUACUCUCAGACCAACAAGCGUUACCAGAGCUGGACGGUUACAAUGAGUGGAGGCAAGCGGAGGCAGCCAACGUCAGCGACCUUGUACAAAGACGACUCCACUACCUACAGAACCCACCAGACUGCAAGGAUGCUAGGAAACUCAUAUGUAAUCUGAAUAAGGGUUGCGGUUUCGGUUGCCAGUUGCAUCACAUAGUGUACUGCCUCAUAUUUGCUUACGCGACAGAACGUACCCUGAUACUCAACUCAAAAGGUUGGCGGUACAACAACAAAGGUUGGGAGUAUGUCUUCAUGCCCAUAUCGGAUACCUGUACCAGCGCCUACGAUGACAAAGUUGUUAUGUGGCCAGUGACCUAUGAUGCCAAGGUGUUGGCCCUGACGUUUAUAGACUCGAUAUCCCAGAAGCCUAAGUUCUUACCACUCGCCAUUCCAAAGGAUUUGGCACACAGGAUAACGAGAUUUAACGGUGACCCAUCAUCAUGGUGGAUAGGUCAGAUGCUGAAAUACAUUCUGAAGCCUCGGCAGGCGAUGCAGAAAGCUAUCAACGAUACUAUAGCUAAAAUGAACUUCAAGAAACCUAUAGUUGGAGUCCACAUAAGAAGAACAGACAAGGUUGGUACGGAGGCGGCGUUCCACCACAUCCACGAGUACAUGGUGCAUGUGAAGGAUUACUACGACCAGCUCGAGCUGACCCGCCCCGUCGACGUCAGGCGGGUCUACCUGGCUACUGAUGAUGCUAACGUGUUGGAAGAUGCUCGCAGCAAGUACCCGUCGUACGAGUUCCUGGGCGACCCGUCCAUAGCGAAGACGGCGGCGACGCACCGCCGGUACACGCCGCUGUCGCUGACGGGCCUGCUCGUCGACCUGCAUCUACUCGCCAUGUGCGACUACCUCGUCUGCACCUUCAGUAGCCAGGUCGGCAGAGUAGCGUACGAGAUGAUGCAAACGAACCGCGUGGACGCGUCGGAUAGUUUCUUCUCCCUCGACGACAUAUACUACUUUGGUGGACAGAACGCUCACGAUAGAGUCGCCGUAUUGCCUAACGAUGGCGCCUACCAAGACAUACCGUUCCAGGUGGGCGAUUUAAUAGGCAUCGCGGGCAACCAUUGGAACGGCUACGGUCGAGGCACAAACAAACGAACAAAUGUGAACGGACUGAUACCCUGGUACAAGACUGCGGACCAUUUGGUCCUAUACCCAUUCCCUGAGUACAAACAGGUGCCGCUGUACACAGACACACGACAGAAAGACUUAUAAGGAAGGCCCUAGUGGUCCCCUACAGACCUUGGUCACGUGACCCGUGUGACUAUUAUUAUAAUUACAGUUUCGUUAUUACAUCGUGCGCUGUGCAAACGUGUGGGAGCUGAAAUCGAUAAAAGAUUGUAUACAGGCCACGCAUAAACAAUCAUUAUAAGUCUUAGUACAAUGUGAUUAAGUUCAAUUUUCAUUAACGCAGCUUAAUGGCCAUUGGUCUUUAUCGAAUUAAAGGAUUCGCACAAUUAAUCAAAAAUGUAUCUCAGUGUCGCCUGUAUACACGUCUUUUACGCGUAGAAAUAAUAUUUAUGUCGUUAAAGUUUACGUAAAAACGUCUUUUACGGGCUUGUUAAUUGUUAAUGGACUGUCUUUAAUUAAUAAUUAAUUACUCUAUGUACUGUGAACGUGAACCUCUGCAUUUCUCUAAUAAUUGCGGUUGACGGCUUAUUUACCUAACUGUUUCACGAUAUAACUAGACUAGUAUCGAUUCUACUCAAUAAUGGCUACUGUUUUUUUUUGUUCGCUAGUUUGGACUUUUCCCAAUAAAGAAUUAAAAAAUAUCAUAUUGUAAUUCUAUAUUAAAAGUUACAGUGAUUGGAUAAUCGCUAAAUUAUCGCUGUCUGGCGAGCGAAAAUUUCUCGCCGUGUCAUUAAUACUACAAUGAUACCCAUACAUGACUAUGAGUCCCCAGCAAGGUUUGAAAUUAGUCGAGUUAUCUCGUCAGUGACGUAACUAAGCCGCAAAACAUAAUUAAUUAUCUAAGUCUGCAUUUCUGUUGAAGUUUUGAGAAUGAUUGUUGAUUCAUAGAUUACGGUUGAUAUUUCAAGUUUGCGUAAAUGUAUCGAAUGAAAACUUAUGUUUUUCGGGAGGAAUAGAUGUUGAAAAUUAAUUGUUAUAAUAUCGCGCUGUCCGCAUUUAAUGUUAUUCUAAAUUAGGACAAACGUACUGGUAAUAAAAAAAGUUAGGUACAAUAAAAAAAUCUCUUUUAUCAAAAUUGAAACUCAAAAGUUCCCACUUGAAACUCUCAAGCAGCUAAUUUAAUAUCUAAUUAUUG
This is a messenger RNA of Spodoptera exigua (beet armyworm), 3013 nucleotides long. Lineage: Eukaryota; Metazoa; Arthropoda; Insecta; Lepidoptera; Noctuidae. The record is from the annotation of a GenBank genome assembly.